Molecule: messenger RNA, 1254 nt
Organism: Talaromyces amestolkiae
Lineage: Eukaryota; Fungi; Ascomycota; Eurotiomycetes; Eurotiales; Trichocomaceae
Exons: 5
Coding region: 1-1254 (417 amino acids)
Biological process (GO): carotene catabolic process
Molecular function (GO): carotenoid dioxygenase activity
Source: RefSeq, a predicted model, not a curated record
AUGGAAAUCAGAAUAGAGAGCGCUUUCCCCGAUCGACCCCAGUUUCAAGGGUUCAUGAAGCCAUGCCGACUGGAAGGUGAAGUCCAAGCACUGGAAUUCCGCGGUAUCAUUCCCAAGGAGAUCGAUGGCACGUUCUAUCGAGUGAUGCCGGAUCCCCAGCUUCCUCCGUUUGUGCAGAAUGAUCCGAAGAGACAACAGUGGUUCAAUGGCGAUGGUAACAUCGCGGCCUUCACGAUCAAAGAUGGGAACGUGUCAUUUCGUCAACGCUAUGUCCGGACAGAGAAAUUCACUCGAGAACGAGAAGCGAAACGAGCUCUCCUUGGCAAAUACCGCAACAAAUUCACCGACGCCGUCGAGUUCAAGAUCCGCUCAACCGCCAAUACCAACGUAGUAUACUUCAACGGACAGCUACUAGCUCUUAAAGAAGAUGCUCCCCCGUACGCGCUUGAUCCCACUACCCUGGAAACCAGGGGCCUCUAUGAUUUCGAGGGACAACUUCCCAGUCUGACAUUCACGGCGCAUCCAAAGUUCGAUCCGAAGACUGGAGAGAUGAUCUGCUUCGGGUAUGAGGCCAAAGGUGAUGGCACCCCGGAUGUAUGCUACUAUAGCGUCAGCCCGGAAGGCAAGUUCACCGAGGUGGUCUGGUUGGUUGCCCCCGUGGCUGCCAUGAUUCAUGAUUUUGCUGUGACGGAGAAUUGGUGGUUGGAGUACAAAAACUCCUUUCCCGGCCACACAUCCAACGCAUACGAAGAUGAGAACGGGAAUAUCACCCUUGACCUAGGUCUAAGCGACAAAAAUGUCUUCUUUUGGUGGCCCGAUGCACAAGGAAACGCCCCCGAACCCAGUUCCAUUGUCUCCCAACUGGUCCAAUUCAAUUUCAACCCUCGAACAGAAGAUCUAAGCCUUCCCAGCCCCCGGAUUCUUCAAGAGCAGAACACCGAAUUCUACCGUAUCGACGAUCGCUUCGCAACUCAGCCUUACAGACACUGCUUCAUGGAUCUAAUGGACCCUAGCCUGGGAACAGAUUUCCAAACCAUCGGUCCUAAGCUUGGUGGCGGGCAUCCGUUGUACAACAGUCUGGGGCAUCUUGAUCGAAUUGCAUUUGUUGGAUACGAGGGACUUUACGAGGGCGCAGGCUAUUAUUUUGUUGCCCAUGCGGUUGAGACCGGGAUUGCAUGGGAAUUGGGUGGAUGCGACAGAUUUGGCGGCGUUUGUUUGAGCUUGCCAGAUUGGAUUUUGUGUGACGAUAAUUGA